Peromyscus eremicus (cactus mouse) is the source of this 1637-nucleotide messenger RNA. Its product is annotated as chromosome 16_21 C6orf89 homolog. NCBI's taxonomy places the organism in Eukaryota, Metazoa, Chordata, Mammalia, Rodentia, Cricetidae. Gene Ontology annotation, cellular component: nucleolus; Golgi membrane. The coding region runs from base 509 to 1555 and encodes 348 amino acids. The transcript is spliced from 10 exons. The record is from RefSeq and is a predicted model, not a curated record.
GGCCCGGCUCGCGGCCGUGAGGACCGCUUCCGGGUCGCGCUGCCGGAAGCAGGAAGUUGUUGGCCCGUCCUCCUCGCCCGGCGACUGGUGUCCCCGAGGCGGGAGGAGCCCGAGAGGGCGCGGGCCCGCAUGCUUGCACUGGGGGUCUGGAAACAUCUCCCCCAUCGCUAACGGAGGAUGACUGUAUGUCAAGGGUGGGACAGAAGCCUUGGUUUCCUGACUCCCCGGUGACCCUGCCUGUGCCCUUGCAGAGUUAAACCACUGUUAAAGAGUCAAGCUCAUUCCUCCGAACUUCCCUCCGAGACAAAGCUCCUUUCUGCCAGGCUGGACCCUCUUUCUGGAGGCAAGCAUUAGUCUACUUCGUAUCUUGUAGACUCGCCUGCUCUUGGGUGGUCUUCGUGAUUGUCUUCCACGCAUCACAGUGUUUUCAAGGCUGGCCACAUAGCUUGUAUUAGGACUCCAUCACUUUUUAUUGGCCUGUGAUAUUCCGGAUUUCCUUUUGGAAGACAUGGAUCUUGCUGCUAAUGAGAUCAGCAUCUAUGACAAGCUUUCAGAGACUGUUGAUUUGGUGAGACAGACAGGCCAUCAGUGUGGAAUGUCAGAAAAAGCGAUCGAAAAAUUUAUCAGACAGCUACUGGAGAAGAAUGAACCUCAAAGGGGACCACCCCAGUACCCUCUCCUCUUAGCCCUGUAUAAGGUCCUCCUAACUCUGGGAUUAAUCUUGUUCACUGCCUACUUUGUAAUUCAACCUUUUAGCUCGUUAGCACCUGAGCCAGUGCUUUCCGGAGCUCACACCUGGCGCUCACUCAUCCAUCACAUUCGCCUGAUGUCCUUGCCCAUUACCAAGAAGUAUAUGCCAGAGAAUAAGGGCGUUCCCCUGCAAGGUGGAGAGGAAGACAAACCCUUCCCAGACUUGGACCCCUGGUCAUCAAGUGACUGUGAGCAGAACGAGUCGGAGCCCAUCCCUGCCAACUGCACUGGCUGUGCGCAGAUGUUACCCCUCAAAGUAACGCUCCCAGAGGACACGCCGAAGACUUUUGAGAGACUCCGUCCUCUGGUGAUCAAGACAGGACAGCCUCUGUUGUCUUCAGAGAUUCAGCAUUUCUCAUGCCAGUACCCUGAAGCCACAGAGGGCUUCACUGAGGGGUUUCUCACCAAGUGGUGGCGCUGCUUUCCUGAGAGGUGGUUCCCGUUUUCUUACCCAUGGAGGAGACCUCUGAACAGAUCACAAAUCUUACGGGAGCUUUUUCCUGUUUUUACCCAACUUCCAUUUCCAAAAGAUGCUUCCUUAAAGAAGUGCUUCCUGGUCCACCCGGAACCCGUGGUGGGCAGCAAGAUGCAUAAGGUGCAUGACUUGUUCACUGUUGGCAGCGGGGAAGCCAUGUUGCAGCUCAUCCCUCCUUUCCAAUGCCGAAGACACUGUCAGUCCGUGGCCAUGCCGAUAGAGCCUGGAGACAUUGGCUAUGCGGGUGCUGCCGACUGGAAGGUCUACAUUGUAGCCAGAGGGGUCCAGCCUUUGAUCAUCUGCGAUGGAACCACUCUCUCAGAACUGUAGCAAACAGCUGUCGCUGGGAACUACCUGAAGAGCUGAGAACCAGGCUGAAAAGUGGGGAGGGGAAUAAAUCGCUACAACAGUU